Molecule: messenger RNA, 2532 nt
Organism: Cyprinodon variegatus (sheepshead minnow)
Lineage: Eukaryota; Metazoa; Chordata; Actinopteri; Cyprinodontiformes; Cyprinodontidae
Gene: hepacam2
Product: HEPACAM family member 2
Exons: 10
Coding region: 215-1588 (457 amino acids)
Source: RefSeq, a predicted model, not a curated record
CAAAGAAGGAGGAAGCUGACAGAAAUGUUAAGGUUAUGAAGGGAGGCGAACAGAUGUGAGGUUUUGAAAGCAGAGCAAAGGAGUAAUGAGGCACCAUAAAUGAAGAGGAGUAGCAGUUCAUCAGGAGGAAAGAGGAGAGCUGUCCAAAGGAGACGUCCCUCACGCCCUGCCUGCACGUCAGAAGUCCCUCAUAUCCUCCAAAGGAUAAGAUGCCAUGGAGGCAACCAGAACCACGGUGCUGUGUGUCUGCUGCGUCCUGUUCGCCUUAACAGAUGUUACCUGUGAACUGAUUCACAUUCGCUCACUGGUUCAUCAUGGAAUUGAGGGGAGGCACCUGCUCCUGUCUGUGGACUCCAGAUUUCCAGUGAAUCAAGCAGAGAUCCAGGGAACUUGGUCUCACACUAAACAGAACGGUGCAAGGACAACGUUGGUCACAUUCACUAAAGAAAAUAACAUCAUGGAUAUGAUGUACCGCAACCACCUCCUCUUCAGACAACCAAAUGUUUCUCUGCUCAUCCUGAAGUUGAAAAAGGAGGAUGAGGGGUAUUAUCAUCUGAGCCUCAACAUAGAGUUUCACAAUAAAACAGGAUUGGUCAUCAAAGAAGAAAGAACUAUUUAUGUGACAGUGGAUGAGCCUGUCUCCAUACCGGUCAUUGAGAAGAAGCCCUCCUAUGCAGUCAUAGAAGACAAAGCAAAUGUGACUUGGACUUGUUCAGUAGAGAAAGGAACAAGGGUUGUUUUCCAAUGGUUUAGGGAUAAUGUUGCACUGAGUCCCAGCAAGAGAUACCACUUCCUCCAAGACAACUCCACGCUUUUUAUUAGCCCUGUAAGAAAGGAGGACAAGGGGACUUAUCGCUGCACUGCAACAAACCCAGUGAGCCCAAUCAAGAAAAGCAGAGGAGCGGAGCUCAAUGUUUACUAUGGCCCCUACAACCUGGAGGUGAACUCUGUCCAGGGCCUCCGGACAGGGGAGGUGUUCACCAUCAACCCUGGUGAGCUGGUGUUCUUCGAAUGCCAGGCAGACUCCAACCCCCCCAACAGUUACGUCUGGAUCUCCAAGAGCCGCAAUGCGACUCAGAUCAUUACUGAGGGCCCACGGCUGGAGGUGCGGUCCUACAAGCUGGCCCAGACCGAGGAGUACCUGUGCCGCGCCUUCAACAACGUGACAAAGAAGCAGGACGAGGCCCAGUUCACUCUAGUGGUGGCCAGCUUGGGAACAGGGAAAGAGAAAUACACCGAUGAGGGUAGAUCGGUGUCUCCGCUAGCAGUCAUUGCUGUCUGCUCUUCGUUUAUCAUUGGUUUUAUGCUGCUGUUCCUCUUCCGCAGGACAUGCCAUCCAAAGAGAGUCCUCAUGAACUUCUACAACAGACCAUUUACGGAGCAGAAACGACCACAUCGCUCAGGUCAUGAGGAUGCAACAGAGGACUUUGGCAUCUAUGAAUUUGUCUCCAUACCAGGAAAAAUGGAAUCCACACAGGCAUCGUGCAGAUCUCUCGCUCGGCUGGAGUCCGUUCAGGAUAUGCACACCACCAUCUAUGAUGUGAUCAGACACGUACCAGAAUCCCCCAGCACUGGCUUGCUAAAGUAGCUGUGUGCUCUGAGGUCUCACUGGAAGAUUUCUGUGUAGCUUUAUUCUUGUGUUUGCUGCCCAACUGUUUUUUGCACAAAGUAUGAAGGGGAAUUGUUGGGUUCUGCAACAUGAAUAUGCACUGUUACUGUCAAGAGGUUAGUACAGACAUUCAUCUUCUUCUAAUAGAUAUGAGAGUUGGAAAAAAGUACAUGUAUGAUUUAAUUUUGAAAUUUGUUUUUAUUCAAAAUAACAUCUUUUUGAGGUUUUGGGAUUUAUGGAUAAAGAUCAGUAAAAUCUCUGAACUUGCAUCAAAAGUCAAAACACACAGAGAUAACUUCAAUAAAGAAGGUAUUAGGAAUUGAAUUAACCUGCUACAUCUUAUGGUCCUUUGAUAUAACCGUAUUUUCUCAGAGAAGUGUUACAAUUAAUGCGUUUUCUUGCUUAAUGUAAAUAAUGUACAUGUACAGACUUUACCUAUUUUAUUCUAUUUGUAUAUUUUUCUCUAAUAUGUGAAGUCCUGUAGAAACUCAGAUACAGAAAAACAAAACAAACGUCUUUUUUUUUAAUUAUGAAUUGACCACCUCAUAUGAUCAGCCAUAAUGCUCAUACUGGAAUAGGUGUACAUUUAUUGUUUCAAUAAAAAUGGUGCAUUUUUUCUGCAUACUGAACAUUCUUGCAGUGUUCUCAACUUGCUGUUUUUACUGAAUGUGAUUUGUUGCUCUUCUUGAUUGAACGCUACAUUAUGCACAAAAAAAUGAAGGAAUAUUAUGAAACAGAGACAAUUGUAUUUCAAUCUGUCAUCUACAUGCACACUGCGAAAACAAUCUAGAAAUAGGUAAAGAUUUCUUAAUUUAAGUGUUUUUACUCUUAAUUUGAGUAGGUAAGUAAAAGGAUUUGCCAAUAGAAUGACUAUUUUUAUUCUUAAAAUAAGAUAAUUAGAUAAAACUCACUUGAAAUAAGAC